Nerophis ophidion (straightnose pipefish) is the source of this 2955-nucleotide messenger RNA. It is a transcript of the gene pwp2h, whose product is annotated as PWP2 small subunit processome component. The transcript is spliced from 21 exons. Gene Ontology annotation, biological process: ribosomal small subunit assembly; maturation of SSU-rRNA from tricistronic rRNA transcript (SSU-rRNA, 5.8S rRNA, LSU-rRNA). The record is from RefSeq and is a predicted model, not a curated record. Gene Ontology annotation, cellular component: Pwp2p-containing subcomplex of 90S preribosome; small-subunit processome. Gene Ontology annotation, molecular function: protein binding. NCBI's taxonomy places the organism in Eukaryota, Metazoa, Chordata, Actinopteri, Syngnathiformes, Syngnathidae. Bases 158 to 2842 code for a protein of 894 amino acids.
CUGACGACUCCACUCGGAGCGGAAGUGUCAAGUGUCAACACAUCUCAUACACGAGGGUGAGAAGCAGCCGCCGGGAUUUUAGCCUGCAAAGUAUUAAUAAAUGUAUACAUUUAAAUAACUAAAGUCUUUAUACUUACAUACAUGACUAUCGAUAGCAAUGAAGUUUGCUUAUAAGUUUUCAAAUCUGCUUGGAGCGGUUUAUCGUCAGGGGAAUUUAAAUUUCUCCAAAGAUGGCAACGCUGUAAUCAGUCCGGUUGGAAACAGAGUCUCCAUUUUUGACCUGAAAAACAACACAUCAGAGACUUUACCAGUUUCCACUACAAAGAACAUUACAAGUGUGGGUGUAUCUCCAGAUGGGAACCUGGCAAUCCUGGUGGAUGAAGAUGGCGCAGCGUUGUUGGUCAGUCUCAUCACGCGUGCCGUCCUUCAUCAUUUUCAUUUUCACAAACCUGUCAACAGCAUCCGCUUCUCACCGGACGGGAGGAAGUUUGUCGUCACCAAGGAGAACGUUGCGUUGAUGUAUCACGCUCCUGGGAAACAGCGGGAAUUUAACGCGUUUGUGUUGGACAAAAGUUACUACGGCCCUUAUGAUGAAACCACAUGCAUCGACUGGACCGAUGACUCCAAGUGUUUUGUGGUCGGCAGCAAAGACAUGUCCACUUGGGUGUUUGGUGCGGAGCGCUGGACAAACCUCAUCUACUACUCACUGGGUGGACACAAAGACGUCAUCGUGGGAUGUUUUUUCGAGAGAGACAGCCUGGAUCUGUACACAGUCAGCCAGGACGGGACGUUGUGUAUCUGGGAGAGUGACACCGAGCUGGACGGCCUCGUUUUGACAAAAAAAACGGACGAAGCCAAGAUGCCGUCGCAGGCGGACGACCAGGGCGAAGAGGAAGAAGAAGAAGAAGAGAAGGAAGCUCAAGAAGGGCAGGUCAUCCGAGGGAAACCUCAGAACUUCAAAAACAAGGAGAAAACUAAGAAUGUCCGAUACAAGCAGAUGAGCAAGCAUUUUUUCAACAAAGAAGGCGACUUUAAUAACCUGACAGCAGCUGCUUACCACAAGCCCACUCACAUCCUGGUGACGGGUUUCGCCUCUGGAAUCUUCCACCUGCAUGAACUGCCGGAGUUCAACCUCAUCCACUCACUCAGUAUUUCAGACCGCAGGAUCACUUCCGUAGCUCUAAACAACUCCGGCGACUGGAUCACAUUUGGCUGCUCAGGGAUGGGUCAACUGCUGGUGUGGGAGUGGCAGAGUGAAUCCUACGUUUUCAAGCAACAAGGACACUUCAACAACAUGGCGUCACUGGCUUACUCGCCAGACGGACAGUACAUCGCCACAGGGGGAGAUGAUGGAAAAGUCAAAGUUUGGAACACCAACAGCUGCCUUUGCUUCGUGACAUUCACGGAGCACACCAGCAGCAUCACCAACGUCACAUUUACUUCCAGUGGCUUUGUUGUCGUCAGCGCAUCCCUGGACGGGACGGUUCGAGCGUUUGACCUACACAGGUACCGAAACUUCCGCACGUUCACGUCGCCUCGGCCUGCACAGUUCUCGUCCCUCGCAGUAGAUGCCAGUGGAGAGCUGGUGAGCGCAGGAGCUCAGGAUUCCUUUGAGAUCUUCUUGUGGUCCAUGCAGACCGGAAGACUUCUGGAGGUUUUAGGUGGUCAUGAGGGUCCCGUCAGCUGCUUGUGUUUCAGUCCGGUUAAGUCCAUCUUAGCCAGCGCCUCAUGGGAUCGUACAAUUCGGCUGUGGGACAUGAUGGACAGCUGGCAAGUGAAGGAGACGCUUCACCUCACCGCUGAUGCUUUGUCAGUGGCUUACCGCCCUGAUGGUGAAGAGUUGGCAGUUGCCUCUUUAAAUGGCGAGAUCUCUUUCUGGAACCCCAACACGGCAGCGCAGGUCGGCUCAGUGGCAGGACGUCACGACCUGGAGACAGGCCGCAAGGAAACUGAUAAAGUCACCGCCAAGCAGAUGUCCAAAAGCAGGUGCUUCACGUCACUGUGCUACUCUGCCGACGGGGAGUCCAUCCUGAGUGGCGGCCAGUCCAAGUUUGUCUGCAUCUACAAUGUCAGGGAGCAGAUGCUCAUAAAGAAGUUUGAGAUCUCAUGUAACCUGUCCUUCGACGCCAUGGAGGAGUUCUUGGACCGACGUAAGAUGACUGAGUUCGGCAGCCUUGCCCUUGUGGACGAGGGAGCCGGGGAUGGAGAUGGGGUCAACAUUAGUCUACCUGGGGUCAGAAAAGGGGAUAUGAGUUCCAGACACUUUAAGCCUGAGAUCAGAGUCAGCUCACUGCGCUUCUCUCCAACAGGACGGAGCUGGGCAGCCACAACGACCGAGGGCCUGCUAAUCUACUCCCUUGACGGAUCGUUGGUGUUUGACCCAUACGACCUUGACUUGGACGUGACGCCGGCCAACAUACGCACACAACUACGACUUGAGCAGUGGGCUUCAGCCAUUGUUCUUGCAUUUCGCCUGAAUGAAAAGGCCCUCAAGCUUGAGGUGCUGGAGACCGUGCCGCACGAGCAAAUUCCAGUUGUCUGUGCCACGCUCCCAGACAUUUAUGUUGAGAAGUUGCUUGGCUUCGUGGCAACGUGUUUGGAGAAAUCGGGUCACUUGCAAUUCUACAUGACUUGGGCUAAGAACCUGCUAAUGCUGCAUGGACAGAAACUCAAGAACAGGUCAGGAGCCAUUCUUCCCACAUUGCAAGCCCUGCAGAAGAGCAUCCAGAGACAUUCAGACAAUCUGUCCAAACUCUGUGAUUUCAACAUGUACAACAUUCGCUAUGCUGUGGCUCUGUCCAAGCAGAGGGGCAUGAAGAGGGCAGCUGAGGGGGAGGGAUAGAACAGCGAUGAACAGUCUGAUGCUGAGAUGAUACUUUAGGCUUUGUAUCAUUGCCACAUUUUUUAAUAAUGAUGCCUCAUUUUUUAAAUAAACGUGCCACAUAUAUAUUUAAA